Yamadazyma jaroonii is the source of this 2163-nucleotide messenger RNA. Lineage: Eukaryota; Fungi; Ascomycota; Pichiomycetes; Serinales; Debaryomycetaceae. The record is from the annotation of a GenBank genome assembly.
AUGAAACUACCAUCGAACUAUCAUCAAGGUAAAUCACGUCCCUUCUUCUCGCCAGUAGAGAAGCUCACAACCUUGACCUCCAAGGAUCAUUUCGUGCUUUUUGUCCUUGGAGCUUUAACAAUUUUAGUUCGAUUUUAUAAGUUACCUAUUCCUGAUGAAGUGGUUUUUGAUGAAGUUCAUUUUGGUGGAUUUAUGAAAAAUUACAAUGAAGGCAAGUUUUUCAUAGACAACCAUCCACCAUUGACAAAAUUAUGUUAUUAUUGGAUAGCUAAACUAAGUGGAUGGGAUGGGAAAUUCGCUUUCAGUUCCAUUGGAGAUCAAUUCAUAAAUGUACCAUUCAUUCAAUUAAGGUUAUUCCUGGUUAUUUUGGGCAGUUUGACUAUUCCUUUAACAUAUUUGAUCUUAAGAGCAAACCAUUGUGAUAUCAUACCUUCAAUGUUUGGAUCAAGUUUGGUACUUUUUGAAAAUUCCAUGAUUACUCAAUCGAGGUAUAUAUUUUUGGAUUCAAGUUUGAUCUGUACAACAUGCUUGACUUAUUACUUCUACAGUAAGUUUAAACAAUAUAGGCAAUUCACUUUUGAAUGGUAUAAAUUUUUAGUAUACACUGGAUUCAGUCUUGGAUUAACUAUAUCUACCAAAAUGUCAGGAUUGUUGGUAUUACUUUGGUUAGGUGUUGUAAGUUUAUUACAAAUGUGGGUGUUAUUAGGUGAUUUGAGGGUAAGUGAUUUCUCGUGGUUCAAACAUCUUGUUGCAAGGGCUAUUUGUUUGAUUUUAAUACCCUUCACUAUCUAUUGUUCAAUAUUUGCUAUACAUUUGGAUCAUUUACCUUAUUUAGGUAAAGCAGGAUUGUUAUCACCCAAUUUCAAGGCUUCAUUCAAGGACGCUGGAUGGUUAAGAAAUGAACCCGUAGAAGUAUCUUAUGGAGCUUCUGUUACCAUCAAACAUAAUGAAAUGGAAAGUUACUUACAUUCUCAUCCUUAUAAAUACAAAAAUACCAAAUUACAACAAGUAACAUUAUACGAUUCACACACUGAUUUCAGUAAUGAAUGGGAGAUUCAUCCAAAGAAUAAAAGAACCAAUGAUUGGUUAUAUGACGAGUUCAGGCCUAUCAAAGAUGGUGAUGUUGUUAGAUUAUUCCAUAAACAUACUAAGAAGUUUCUUACAGUUAAAAGAGAUGAUAGACCUCCAAUAACUGAAAAAGACUAUGCUUCACAAGUUGCUUGUAAUGGUUCCAGAGACAUGUUGGCUGAUAUAGAAUACGAUUUCAAAAUCAGAAUCUUGAACAAGAAACCUCAUUCAAAAACCAACUUGCCAAUGUUAAAAUUAAGAGCCACAGAAUCAAUAUUCCAAUUGGUCCAUCAAAGUACUGGAUGUCAUGUCAUGAGUCACGAAGGAAGAUUACCUAACUAUGGAUUUGGACAAAAUGAAGUGUUAUGUAUUAAGGAAGCCACUAUUCCUAACAGUUUAUGGUACAUCGAAAAGAACAGUCACCCUCAAAUGAAGAAACAAACCCUUGCCAAAGUUGACCUUUCAAAUUAUCCAUUUUAUAAAAAAUUCAUUGAAUAUCAUAAAAUCAUCUUCAGGUUAAAUAAUGGUUUGAUUAAACAUCAUCCAUAUGAAUCAAGACCUGAAAGUUGGCCAUUUACUAUUCAAGGUGUAGGAUAUUUCUCAAGUGAUGCUCGUCCUAAGAUUGGUAGUGAAGAAGGAAGUACUGUUUAUUAUAUUGGUAAUGUUGCUGUAUAUUAUUUUUCCAUAAUAGCUAUUGGAUUAGUUAUCUUGAAACAAGCCUUAUACUAUAUCGACCAUUUGAACCCUUUCUCGUUGGUCAAUGAAACAUGGGAAUCAACUGUUUUCUACCAAACCACGUUAGAAGCUAUAUUAGGUUUUAUCAUUAACUAUAUUCCCUAUUUCCAAAUGACUAGACAAUUAUUUUUACAUCAUUAUUUGAUAUCAUUGUAUUUCGCCAUAUUGAAUUUGACUUUUGUGGUACAUUAUUGUAAAAAGAAAGGUUGGGCUAUGAUGGUGGUGAUUAUGGGAUUAACAGGAUUUUGCUAUUAUCAAUUUUUCCCUCUUAUUUAUGGUAGUCCAUGGACUCAAUCUGGUUGUAAUUCAGCUAAAUGGUUUGAAAAUUGGGACUUUGAUUGCUCUGCUUAUAAAAACUAA